AAGCCGUCCCCGCCACGCAAACCCGAGAAAUCCGGCCGCGCACGUGCACAAGCCAGCAUGAUCCGGCUAUUCCCGGAAGGCGCUGGGCGCUUCACGAGGACCAGAGAGACUUUGCUCGCUGUGGCAAUUUCAAACGCUGUCGCUGUCUCUGACUUUCUGCACCGGCCGGCGCGCCUUCCGCCUGGUCAUGUCCUCACACUUUGCCCGGCGAUGUUUCAGCGCGGCCUCACGGAGACCGAACUUGCUCAGUGCGCGAUGCACUGAGAACCCGCGACUGCUUGGGGCCUUGGUGCGGAGUCCCUGUCGGCGGUCGUACGCUGCAAAAUGGGUGAAAGACACGAAAGACCCGGAUGAGCUGUCGUCGGAUGAGAUCAUCCAGAGACUGGAAAUGGUCAAGCUCAUGGAGAAGCAGCUGCCGUACGACCCGUGGGCGCAGUCGGUGCAGACGUUCGACUUGACUAUUCCCAGCCUGCUGUCUAAGAAGAAGGACGCGGCGCUCUCGGACCACCUCCAGUCGCUUGGGGCGACGUUCCGGAAUUGGGCGCGCAAUGCCCUGAGUAUGCGGAUGAUGGCGGGCGACAAGGGCUUCCCCGGGAUUGCAAAAACGUCACCCUGGUCUCUGCAGAUCUUCAAGGCGCAGUCAACAAGCGACUCGGCAUGGGUCGCACCCCUCCGCCGGCUGGCACUAGACACCUAUACAAGAAUCAACCGUGCCGUAGCAGAGCAUGACGAGCGGGCCAUCAAGGAGCUCUCAAUCGGCGACAUGCGCACACACUACCUGAAGCUGGUCCGCCAACAGGAUCCGACCCGGCGCUACAUGUGGAAACUCGUGGGCGAGCGCACGCCGUGCCGAAUCCUCAGCGUGCGCACCACGCCCGCGCACCUGGGUAAGGUCGUCCCGAACAACGGCUCGCGCCUGCUCACACAGGUCCUCGUGCGCUUCGACACGAUCCAGAGCCUCGCAGUGUACACAAGGAAAGGCUCGAUCGUGCACAAGCAGGACCCGAAGCCCGUCGUGGAGUUCCUCGUGCUGCAAAAGCGGAUGUGGUACGACUCGCCGUGGGUCAUACGCGACGUCCUGUACGAGGGCCUGGAGAACCAUGAAAAAAGCCUCUCGGCUUAAGGGGUGUGUUGGAGGCGACCGUGUCGUUGUCUGCUAACUUACAUGGAGUAUCAAUGCUGUGUUCUUGGGUGCCGCGUAUCCUACACCUUGAUCGACAGAGCUUUCCCUUCAGAAUGCCACUCAGGCUAUGUCCGCUGUCUCAGGCGUCGCUGCGCUGCUUCGAAACAGAAGAGACGUUAUUGGCUCACUCAGACUGGACCCAGCAGGGGGGCGGAUUGCGUAAAGUAUAUGUGGAUCCUCGCGCUCGAGGACGAUAUUGUCGUCGAUGCGCACCCAGCUCGACCCAACCCCAAGCCGUUCAUCAGCGGCACUCAAUAGCCACGGGCGAUGAUAGCCAUAACCUGCCACGGGAGACUCUUCAUGAUGUAAGUCCCGCUUCACUUUAC
Molecule: messenger RNA, 1509 nt
Organism: Rhodofomes roseus
Lineage: Eukaryota; Fungi; Basidiomycota; Agaricomycetes; Polyporales; Fomitopsidaceae
Exons: 5
Coding region: 188-1123 (311 amino acids)
Biological process (GO): protein insertion into mitochondrial inner membrane from matrix
Cellular component (GO): mitochondrion; mitochondrial inner membrane
Source: RefSeq, a predicted model, not a curated record